This is a messenger RNA of Arabis nemorensis, 2712 nucleotides long. The record is from the annotation of a GenBank genome assembly. NCBI's taxonomy places the organism in Eukaryota, Viridiplantae, Streptophyta, Magnoliopsida, Brassicales, Brassicaceae.
AUGAUGGCUUCAUUGGCUUGUGUUGAGGACAAAAUGAAAACAAAUGGUUUGGUUAAUGGAGGAACAACAACAACAUCUCAAUCUACUCUUCUUGAAGAGAUGAAGUUACUGAAAGAUCAGUCAGGAACGAGAAAGCCGGUAAUAAACUCGGAGCUAUGGCACGCUUGUGCAGGACCUUUGGUUUGUCUCCCUCAAGUAGGGAGUUUGGUGUAUUACUUCUCACAAGGUCAUAGUGAACAGGUUGCUGUUUCAACCAGAAGGUCAGCAACAACUCAAGUUCCUAAUUACCCAAAUCUUCCAUCUCAGUUGAUGUGCCAAGUCCAUAAUGUUACUCUUCAUGCAGACAAAGACAGUGAUGAAAUCUAUGCUCAGAUGAGUCUUCAACCUGUACACUCUGAGAGGGAUGUGUUCCCUGUACCAGACUUUGGGCUAAUGAGAGCAAGUAAGCACCCGACUGAGUUUUUCUGCAAAACACUUACUGCAAGUGACACAAGUACACAUGGGGGUUUCUCGGUGCCACGGAGAGCCGCAGAGAAGCUAUUUCCACCAUUGGACUACACCGCACAACCACCAACGCAAGAGCUUGUAGUUCGAGAUCUUCAUGAGAAUACUUGGACAUUUCGCCAUAUCUAUCGAGGGCAACCAAAGAGACAUCUUCUAACAACAGGAUGGAGUUUGUUUGUCGGUUCGAAAAGAUUGAGAGCUGGAGAUUCUGUUUUGUUCAUCAGGGAUGAGAAGUCGCAAUUGAUGGUUGGUGUGAGGCGUGCCAAUCGCCAACAACAAGCACUUCCUUCUUCAGUUCUCUCAGCGGAUAGUAUGCACAUCGGUGUUCUUGCUGCUGCUGCUCACGCAACUGCCAACCGCACUCCUUUCUUGAUAUUCUACAAUCCAAGAGCUUGUCCAGCAGAGUUUGUGAUCCCUCUAGCUAAGUACCGGAAGGCUAUAUGUGGGUCUCAGCUCUCAGUUGGUAUGAGGUUUGGAAUGAUGUUCGAAACCGAAGAUUCCGGGAAGCGUAGAUACAUGGGGACCAUUGUUGGAAUCAGUGAUCUGGACCCAUUGAGAUGGCCUGGUUCUAAGUGGCGUAACCUUCAAGUUGAAUGGGAUGAGCCUGGAUGUAACGAUAAGCCGACUCGAGUCAGUCCAUGGGAUAUAGAGACACCUGAAAGUCUCUUCAUUUUUCCUUCUCUGACCUCUGGACUCAAACGUCAGCUCCAUCCAUCUUACUUUGCUGGUGAAACCGAAUGGGGUAGCUUAAUCAAACGGCCUCUUAUCCGUGUUCCUGAUUCGGGAAAUGGGAUUCUUCCUUAUGCUUCCUUCCCGAAUAACAUGGCUUCAGAGCAGCUUAUGAAAAUGAUGAUGAGACCUCACAACAACCAAAAUGCAACAUCUUUCAUGUCUGAGAUGCAGCAGAAUGUUUUAAUGGGGCAUGGUGGUUUGUUAGGGGAUAUGAAGAUGCAUCAGCCAAUGCUAAUGAGCCAGAAAUCUGAGAUGGUUCAACCAGAAAGCAAGCUAUCGGUGAACCCAUCUGCUUCUAACACGAGUGGCCAAGACCAGACUCUGUCACAGAGUAUGACCGCUCCUGCAAAACCUGAACAACCAACACUUUCUGGUUCCAGCUCAGGGAGAGUCAAGCAUGGACAUGAGCAGUCAAUGGAACAGGCAAGCCAGGUGACAACAGUCACAGUGUGUAAUGAGGAAAAGGUUAACCAGCUGAUCCAGAAGCCGGGUGGUUUAUCUCCUUUACAAGCUGAUGAUCCAUGUCCUGACAUAAGUCAGCAGAUGUACCCACCACAGUCUGAUCCAAUAAAUGGAUUCUCUUUCCUCGAAACCGAUGAGCUGACAUCACAAGUCUCUUCCUUCCAGUCUCUUGCCGGAUCAUACAAGCAACCAUUAAUGCUAUCCUCCCCGGAUUCUUCUGCUGUCGUGUUACCAGAUUCAACAAACUCAUCACUCUUUCACGAUGUGUGGGACAAUCAGUUGAACGGUCUCAAGUUUGACCAGUUCAGUCCCUUGAUGCAACAGGACCUUUAUGCUUGUCAGAACAUUUGCAUGAGUAAUAGUACAAACAGCAACAUUCUAGACCCUCCACCACUCUCAAACACAGUCCUUGAUGACUUCUGUGCCAUCAAAGAAACCGAUUUCCAGAACCACCCUUCUGGUUGUUUGGUCGGGAACAACAACAACAACACUAGCUUUGCUCAAGAUGUCCAGUCUCAGAUCACAUCUGCUAGCUUUGCAGACUCGCAGCCUUUUUCUCGCCAAGAUUUUCCAGAUAACUCUGGAGGAACUGGCACAUCUUCAAGCAAUGUUGAUUUUGAUGAGAGUAGUCUGCUGCAGAAUAGUAAAGGCUCAUGGCAGAAACUUGCAACACCCCGCGUCCGAACCUACACUAAGGUUCAAAAAACCGGCUCGGUCGGGAGGUCAAUUGAUGUCACGAGCUUCAGAGACUACGAGGAGCUAAAAUCCGCAAUUGAGUGCAUGUUUGGACUAGAAGGACUGCUCACUCGCCCUCAAAGCUCGGGAUGGAAGCUCGUCUAUGUUGAUUACGAGAGCGAUGUUCUGCUUGUAGGGGAUGAUCCAUGGGAAGAGUUUGUGGGAUGUGUAAGAUGCAUAAGGAUACUCUCUCCCACAGAGGUCCAGCAGAUGAGUGAAGAAGGGAUGAAGCUUUUGAACAGCGCAGGGAUGAACGAUAUCAAAACUUCUGUUUCAUAA